Molecule: messenger RNA, 781 nt
Organism: Melanotaenia boesemani (Boeseman's rainbowfish)
Lineage: Eukaryota; Metazoa; Chordata; Actinopteri; Atheriniformes; Melanotaeniidae
Gene: smim15
Product: small integral membrane protein 15
Exons: 2
Coding region: 134-358 (74 amino acids)
Source: RefSeq, a predicted model, not a curated record
UCAACGUUACACGAAUACCUCAUUAGUUGAGACAGUUUGACUUCCUGUAACGGGGAGGAGCUGCUGCUUAUCGUGGAUAUAAACAUAUAUCUCUGCGUUUUGGUUUGAGUUCGCCUGGUCGUUACUGAACAGGAUGAUCGAUGUGCGAGCAUGGGCAGAGUAUGUAGUGGAGUGGGCUGCCAAAGACCCCUAUGGGUUCCUCACAACUGUCAUACUGGCUCUUACCCCUUUCUUCAUUGCCAGUGCACUGCUGUCUUGGAAACUGGCCAAGAUGAUCGAGGCACGUGACCGUGAGCAGAAGAAGAAGCAGAAGCGUCAGGAAAACAUAGCUAAGGCCAAGAGGACCAAGAGAGACUGAGCCCAUUGGGGGUACGAUGAGGGAUGAACAGCCAUCACGCCCACAGCCCUCUUUAGUCCAAAUGACACGGUGCUGUUCUUUAUCCCAGCCCUGCUGUCAACACAGGGCUACUACGCCUCAUGUCCAGAAGGAUGGACGCUGGCCCAUGCAGACCUGACAGGGCUGAGAUGGACAUUACAGCCUAGAGGAGGCUUGCCCCAGUGGGACUUUGAUCAGCUAGAGCUCAGUGGUCAUCGAUUUGAUGUUUUUAUACAGAAAUUUCUUGUAAUAUUGUGCACCUGUUGCAACACCUUACAUUCCAUUGUUAACAUCCCAGUUUUGCCAAAUUGACUAGAAGAUAAAAUUUGUAUAUUGGAAACUCACUUGCAAACUAACCAAAUUACUUUCUGGCCAAUAAAGUUUUCAAGAUUGAUUUAAAAAAAA